AUGUCACUCCUCCAGAAGCUGCUGGAUACUUGGAAGUAACAGACCUUAACUCAAAGAAAAUCAAAUACAUUGCUGUUCCAAGAUCACAGUCUCUCUCUCCAUAUACCACUUGGCUUUCCAAGAUCUCAGAUGCUGAUGCCCUGCUGGCACCACUGGGCAAAGUAGGUCUGGUUAGUGUGGACAUGGGAGGUGGUGUGAGGCUUUGGGAGACUGGGCUGGACAGCCUUCAGCGGUCACUGCAGGACUGGAGGAACAUGAUUGGCCAGGAAGAUGGGCAUCCUGUGCAGAUAACCAUUCAGAGGGACAGUGGUUUGGAUGUCAGUUCCCCCAAACAUGGAAAAGUGGAUCCAGACAACAUGCCGCAUGUGGAAUCCAUUACGAAUCUGGUCUCAAGGGACUAUAAAGACAAAUACUCCAUUGGAGUUCUUCUUUACCAUGGUGGGAGAGACACUGCUGGGUUAGGUGGCAAAGGUGGGCCGUAUCGACUGGAUGCUGGCCACAGGGUUUACCAAAUAUCUCAAGCUGAAAAGGAUGCUGUUCCGGAGGAGGUUAAGAGAGCUGCUCGAGAGAUGGGUGAAAAGGCCUUUAAACAGAGAUUGAAAGAGAUUCAGAUGAGCGAAUAUGAUGCAUCAACUUACGAAAGGUUUUCUGGAGCAGUCCGACGUCAAGUUCAGUCACUCCGCAUCAUCCUGGACAAUCUGCAGGCCAAGGGUAAGGAAAGACAUUGGCUGAGACACCAAGCUGUUGGAGAACUAGAUGAUGCUAAAAUCAUUGAUGGGCUGACAGGAGAAAAAGCCAUCUAUAAGCGACGGGGAGAACUUGAACCACAACCUGGGAGCCCCCAGCAGAAACCCAAACGCUUGCGCCUGGUGGUGGAUGUUUCCGGUAGCAUGUACCGCUUUAACGGGGUGGAUAGACGCCUGGAACGCUCCAUGGAGGCUGUCUGCAUGGUCAUGGAAGCUUUUGAGAAUUAUGAGCACAAAUUCAAGUACGAUAUCGUUGGACAUUCAGGAGAUGGCUUCAACAUUGCCUUGGUUGGGUGUGACAAAGUUCCCAAGAACAAUAAGCAAAGAUUAGAGAUUCUUAAGACCAUGCAUGCCCAUGCUCAGUUCUGCAUGAGUGGAGACCAUACCUUGGAAGGGACAGAGCAUGCCAUUCGUGAAAUCGCCAAGGAAGAGGCUGAUGAGUAUUUUGUUAUCGUCUUGAGUGAUGCAAAUCUCGAGCGAUACGGUAUUCGCCCAUCAAGGUUUGCUCAAGUCUUGACCACCAAUGCUCAAGUCAAUGCUUUUGCCAUAUUUAUAGGAUCCUUAGGAGACCAGGCAGACAGAUAUGGCAACAGUGAAAAACCUUUGCAGCAGCAGCAUGGCUUGAAGACCUCAGACCCCUCCAAGGCAGCACAGCAUGUGUCUGCUACCCAAACCAAGCAGUGUGUCAUGAAGAAAAGAGCAUUCUUGGGAGAGUUUGACAGCACCAGAGAGCCCUUAGACUGCAGCUACCGGGAGGACCAGGAGAUACGGAGAUGCUACAGCAAGAG
Nestor notabilis (Kea) is the source of this 1534-nucleotide messenger RNA. Its product is annotated as von Willebrand factor A domain-containing protein 8-like. Gene Ontology annotation, cellular component: cytoplasm. The record is from RefSeq and is a predicted model, not a curated record. The transcript has 11 exons. NCBI's taxonomy places the organism in Eukaryota, Metazoa, Chordata, Aves, Psittaciformes, Psittacidae. The annotation marks the transcript as partial.